This is a messenger RNA of Nicotiana attenuata, 807 nucleotides long. RefSeq lists its product as uncharacterized. NCBI's taxonomy places the organism in Eukaryota, Viridiplantae, Streptophyta, Magnoliopsida, Solanales, Solanaceae. Bases 1 to 807 code for a protein of 268 amino acids. The transcript has a single exon. The record is from RefSeq and is a predicted model, not a curated record.
AUGGCCUGCCAUGGAGGGGAUCAUUAUAAACCCAGGAUUUUCAUACCACUGUCCUUUGAAAAUAACCAGCAAGAAGGUAGGCGACAUUUCAAGUUUUUCAACUAUUUGGCCAGCCACCAAGACUUUGAUGAUAUAGUCAAGCAAUGCUGGAGAAAAAGGUAUAGGGGAACUGCAAUGCUACAUGUGUGGAAUAAGCUCAAAAAACUAAAAGGAGAUCUAAAGCAGCUCAACAGCCAAGAUUUUAACAAUAUUUGGCACAAGAUUGAAGUAGCAAGGAACAAAUUAGAAGGCAUUCAAGCGCAGCUGACACUUCCAGGAAAUGAUAAUGAAGCAAUACUACAAGAAAAAGCUGCUAAAUUUGAGUUGGCAAAAUGGUUGGAAGUGGAGGAAAGUGUUUUGAAGCAGAAGUCAAGAAUCAAAUGGCUUAAGUUAGGGGAUUCUAACACAGCAUAUUUCCAUGCCUGUGUGAAAAACAGACAAGCAAGGAAUCAUAUUGGCAGAUUGAUUGACAGUGCAGGGCAAAUUCUCCAAAGUGCUACUGAAGUAGAAGAGGACAUACUGAGAUUCUACAAAAAACUACUUGGUACAACAGCUCCACAACUGUCAGUAGUUAUCCUAGAAAUCAUGCAGAAUGGCUAUACUUUGAACAGGCAACAACAACUGCAGCUAAUCAAGCCUAUUACUAAAAAGGAAGUGAAGAAAGCUAUGCAAGACAUUGAUGAUAAUAAAGCACCAGGAUGUGAUGGUUAUAAUUCUUUUUCAAGAAGACAUGGCACAUAUUGGGUGAUGAUGUUACUACAGCAGUAA